Callorhinchus milii (elephant shark) is the source of this 1837-nucleotide messenger RNA. It is a transcript of the gene glod4, whose product is annotated as glyoxalase domain containing 4. The transcript is spliced from 8 exons. NCBI's taxonomy places the organism in Eukaryota, Metazoa, Chordata, Chondrichthyes, Chimaeriformes, Callorhinchidae. Bases 97 to 825 code for a protein of 242 amino acids. The record is from RefSeq and is a predicted model, not a curated record.
ACCUUUUUGUUUGUACAGGUCCUGAGACAUGAAGAGUUUGAAGAAGGCUGUAAGGCAAGUUGCAAUGGGCCUUACGAUGGAAAGUGGAGCAAAACCAUGAUUGGCUUUGGUUCAGAAGACAAUCACUUUGUGUUAGAACUAACAUAUAAUUACGGAGUCGGCAGCUACCAUCUGGGGAAUGACUUCUUGGGAAUGACUCUUCAGUCAAGUAAGGCAGUGCGCAAGGCCAAGCAGGAGGGCUGGGCGCUGAGUGAAGCUGGUGACGGCAUUUUUGUCACUGAAGCCCCUGGAGGAUAUAAAAUCUUGUUGGUGGAUAAAGAGGAGCCACAAACAGAUCCCGUGCAGAAGGUAACCCUUGCGGUGUCUGACCUCCAGCGCUCCAUCAAUUACUGGUCUAACCUGCUUGGGAUGAAGGUCUACAAAAAGGAUGAGGCCAACAAGAAGGCUGUGUUAGGUUACGCAGAUGAUCAGUGCAAACUUGAGCUACAGAACAUUAGCGAGCCUGUUGAUCAUGGGACAUCUUACGGAAGAAUCGCUUUCUCCUGCCCAAGGGAGCAGCUGCCGGAAAUCGAGGCGGAGAUGAAGAAGGAGAACCAGAAAAUCCUGACUCCGUUGGUUAGUUUGGACACUCCUGGAAAGGCGACGGUAGAAGUUAUCAUUCUGGCCGAUCCUGAUGGUCACGAAAUCUGCUUUGUGGGUGACGCUGCUUUCCGUCAGCUUUCCAGAGUGGAUCCUGAUGCCAACAAACUACUGGAUGAUGCUAUGGCGGCAGAUAAGAGUGAAGAAUGGUUUUCAAAACACAAACUGGAAAAGCCCUCGGCCUGAUCGUUAGGGGACGUGGGAUAAAACCACAAACGCAUCUGCCUGGUGCAAUCCUCAACCCCUCGUGCUUGAUUCUGAGCCUGAAAACUGUGUGACUGGACCUUUACCUUCCUGCAUGGAGAGCAGUCUGCCUGGAAGUGGCCAAUACCGUUUGUCACCAAAUCGUCUGGCCCAUGGCUCGUACUUCACCCUGUGGAAGGAAGCUAAUGGUGUACGCAAUCUCUCUUUAUUUCACAGACUUUUUUUCUUUGUCUCAAACUCCCAACAUGGUCAUUAUUGCACUGUCUAUCCAUCAAUCAGAGCGAGCAUUUAGCAUUGAGCUCUUAGGGGAGUAGGGGCAGGGGGAUAGUGGGACCCAAUCUAUCAACCUCCACCCCACCAGCUGAAAGAGGUGGGGAGAUUAGAAGCCGAUGGAAAUGCCCCAAAUCAAAAUUAUUAGGAGGAUAGUUAAACCUCUUCACUCCUCAAACCUCCGCUGCUUAUAGACAUAUUCAAAAUAUUGCUGUGAAAUCAUGGGUUAAGUGUUGGUGCUGAUAUGUUUGCUUUGCCAAGACCUGGCUCUGCGGAAACUGCUCUGCGUAAAAAGGCUCUUUCCCUGCAUAAGCUCGUGUUUAUUUUUCCAUCAACAUGAAAUAACUUCCAAACUGGUUGUAAAUGUUAAUGUUGGCUGGUGAUUGGUGCGUCUUACCUUGGGAACAUGUGGAAAGUCUCUCAUUUACCAAGGUUGGAGCUUGCUUGUUAAAUGAGAGACUUUCCAUAUGUUUUCCCCACUCCUCCCCCCAUCUCCCUCUUCCCCCAACCUGCAAUUGUCAUUACUACUUGACUUCAAUAUUGAGAUCGAUUGUUGAGCUGGUUUUGUUUAACAUUAAGAAAUGGAAAUGAAUUGCUCUCCCUCCGAUAUAUACUGUUGGAAAGCUGACAGUACAUAUUGGAGUGUUAACCUUGUGACGAGGUUCUCUGUUCAGUCUUGAAUUAAAAACUUUGAAUUAAAAACAUCAAACCUUCCUCCAACUAA